Verticillium alfalfae VaMs.102 is the source of this 888-nucleotide messenger RNA. RefSeq lists its product with no specific name. Gene Ontology annotation, cellular component: SAGA complex. Gene Ontology annotation, biological process: transcription by RNA polymerase II. The transcript has 5 exons. The record is from RefSeq and is a predicted model, not a curated record. Bases 1 to 888 code for a protein of 295 amino acids. Lineage: Eukaryota; Fungi; Ascomycota; Sordariomycetes; Glomerellales; Plectosphaerellaceae. Gene Ontology annotation, molecular function: protein heterodimerization activity; transcription coregulator activity.
AUGGCCAAUUCCAGCCCUCAAUUCAAACAGGAGAUCCAGCAGAUGAUGUACAUUGCCGGCGAGACCCAGGACACCUCCGACGAGACGACAACCCUCAUUGAGAGCAUCAUUCACGGCCAAGUCGUCCACAUGCUCACCACAGCCAACGACCUUGCUUUGCGCCGCGGCGCCCGCCUCUUCACCGUCGCAGACCUCAUCUUCCAGUUCCGCCACAACACGCCCCGCGUCGACCGCCUGCGCACCUUUCUCACCUGGAAGGCCAUCCGCAAAACCGUCAAGGACGCCGACGACAAGGACGCCCUCGCCGCCGCCGACGACGAGCCAGACGUCGACGACGGCGCCGGCGCCGGCCCCCUUCAGGGCCAUUUCCCGCCAUCUGAGCAGACAUUCGUAAAAUUCCAUCAGCAGACUCUGUCCGCGGCAACUGAUGCCGCCGACGACAGCCGCCUCGUACCCAACCCAUGCGGUCCAAUGCCGGCCACAACGAGCCUCUCACUGCUCAUCCCCGUUGCCGUCAUUGAUGCCCUCCCUCAGAAUCUCAAUCUGCUUCUGGAUCUCGACCCAGAGCACCAACUUGUCGAGCCCGUCGCCCGCGUCAUCACUCACCACGAUCCACGCAUCCGCCGACGCCCCGCUCGUCCGCCUCUCGCCGGCCCCGGUGCCCCUCCGCGCCAGCGCCAGCAGCGCCGCGACGAACGCCUCCUGGAUGUACGCAAAGCUGAACUUGUCCGUGAUCUCGGCAAUGGCGCGGCACAGACGAUCCGGGAACUCAAUCUCCUUGUUGCUCUUGAGCUUAGCCUGCCAGAAGCGGCAGUACGCCUCGCGCUGGUCGACGUUGGGGUCCGGGAAGAGGUACUUCCUGUCGAAGCGGGAGGGGCGUUUCUGUGA